AUGCUGUUUUCCCGGCGAGGAGGCCCAGGAACCCGACGUUUGCUGUUCUCGCUUUUGCUCCUCGCAGCCUGGAAGGCGGGGAGCGGCCAGGUCCACUACUCGGUCCCCGAGGAAGCCAAGCACGGCACCUUCGUGGGCCGCAUCGCGCAGGACCUGGGGCUGGAGCUGGCGGAGCUGGUGCCCCGCCUGUUCCGGGUGGCGUCCAAAGGCCGCGGGGACCUCCUGGAGGUAAAUCUGCAGAAUGGCAUUUUGUUUGUGAAUUCUCGGAUCGACCGCGAGGAGCUGUGCGGGCGGAGCCUGGAGUGCAGCAUCCACCUGGAGGUGGUGGUGGAGAGGCCGCUGCAGGUUUUCCACGUGGAGGUGGAGGUGAAGGACAUUAACGACAAUCCGCCCGUGUUUCCUGAAAAUAAGAAAAGAAUAAUCAUUGCAGAAUCUAGACCUCCGGAAACUCGGUUUCCACUAGAUGGCGCUUCCGAUGCAGAUGUUGGAGUAAACUCCGCUUUGACCUACCGAAUGGAUGCCAGCGAUUAUUUCGCUUUGGACACACAACAUAACCGUCAACAAACGUCUUCGUUAUCACUUGUGUUGAGGAAAUCAUUGGACAGAGAGGAAAUUCAGGAACAUAGGUUAUUAUUGACAGCCACUGAUGGAGGUAAACCCGAGCUGACCGGCACAGUUCAGCUGCUGAUCACAGUUCUGGAUGUGAAUGACAACGCCCCAGAAUUUGACAAAUUCAUUUACAAGGUGAAAGUUUUAGAGAACGCAUUUAAUGGAACAUUAGUGUUCAAGCUAAAUGCCACAGAUCCUGAUGAUGGGAUAAAUGGAGAUAUAAUCUACUCAUUUAGAAGGCCUGUGUCGCCUGCAGUAUUGAACGCAUUUAUCAUAAAUCCCAACAGUGGAGAAAUUAGGACCAAAGGUAAGCUGGAUUUUGAAGAAGAGAAAUUUUAUGAAAUAUCCGUUGAGGCAGUUGACCAGGGGAAUAUUCCCCUGGCGGGUCAUUGUACCAUUUUGGUGGAAAUACUAGACAUAAAUGAUAACGCUCCAGAAGUUGCUAUCACUUCUCUGUCACUCCCGGUGCCAGAGGAUGCUCAGGUGGGCACCGUCAUUGCCUUGGUCAGCGUGUCCGACCGUGACUCUGGCACUAACGGGCAGGUGACCUGCUUAUUAACACCGCAUGUCCCCUUUAAGCUGGUGUCCACAUUCAAGAAUUACUAUUCACUGGUUCUGGACAGCGCCCUGGACCGCGAGAAGGUGUCACACUACGAGUUGGUGGUGACAGCGCGGGACGGGGGCUCGCCUUCUCUGUCGUCCACAGCCAGCGUGUCCGUGGAGGUGGCCGACGUGAACGACAACGCGCCGGUGUUCGCGCAGCCCGAGUACACGGUGUUCGUGAAGGAGAACAACCCGCCCGGCCGCCACAUCUUCACGGUGUCGGCGCGGGACUCGGACGCGCAGGAGAACGCGCGGGUGUCCUACUCGCUGGUGGAGCGGCGGGUGGGCGAGCGCGCGCUGUCGAGCUACGUGUCGGUGCACGCGGGGAGCGGCCAGGUGUCCGCGCUGCAGCCUCUGGACCACGAGGAGCUGGAGCUGCUGCAGUUCCAGGUGAGCGCGCGCGACGCGGGCGAGCCUCCUCUGGGCAGCACCGUGACGCUGCGGGUGUUCGUGCUGGACGAGAACGACAACGCGCCCGCGCUGCUGCCGCCUGGGGCGGGCGGGGAGGGCCGCGCCCUGUCUGAACUGGUGUCGCGGUCUGUGGGCGCGGGCCACGUGGUGGCGAAGGUGCGAGCGGUGGACGGGGACUCGGGCUACAACGCGUGGCUGUCGUAUGAGCUGCUGCCGGCGGCGGGUGGUGCGCGCAGCCCGUUCCGCGUGGGGCUGUACACGGGCGAGAUCAGCACGACGCGCGCCCUGGACGAGGCGGACUCUCCGCGCCAGCGCCUGCUGGUGCUGGUGAAGGACCAUGGCGAGCCGGCGCUGGCGGUCACGGCCACUGUGCUGCUGUCGCUGGUGGACAGCGCCCAGGCGCCUAAAGCCUCGUCAGGAAUGUUGGCGGGGGUCGCGGGCCCAGAGGUGGCGCUGUUGGACGUGAACGUGUACCUGAUCAUCGCCAUCUGCGCGGUGUCCAGCCUGCUGGUGCUCACGCUGAUUCUAUACCUAGCUCUGCGGUGCUCGGCGCCCCCCACCGAGAGCGGGUGCGGGCGGGGGAAGCCCGUGCUGGUGUGCUCCAGCGCGGUGGGGAGCUGGUCUUACUCACAGCAGAGGCGGCAGAGGGCGGCUCUGGGGAGGGGCCGCCCAAGACGGACCUCAUGGCCUUCAGUCCCAGCCUACCUCCUUGUCUGA
Molecule: messenger RNA, 2340 nt
Organism: Myotis myotis
Lineage: Eukaryota; Metazoa; Chordata; Mammalia; Chiroptera; Vespertilionidae
Product: protocadherin alpha-13-like
Biological process (GO): homophilic cell-cell adhesion
Cellular component (GO): plasma membrane
Molecular function (GO): calcium ion binding
Source: RefSeq, a predicted model, not a curated record